Drosophila nasuta is the source of this 1231-nucleotide messenger RNA. Its product is annotated as glucose-induced degradation protein 8-A homolog. The record is from RefSeq and is a predicted model, not a curated record. The transcript is spliced from 3 exons. Gene Ontology annotation, molecular function: protein binding. Bases 444 to 1079 code for a protein of 211 amino acids. Lineage: Eukaryota; Metazoa; Arthropoda; Insecta; Diptera; Drosophilidae.
CAGGAGAGAUACACAAAACGGAAAAUAGCUGAAACGGAAAAGCAGCUGCAGCUGCAGUCCAUAAUCACAUCCGCAUUCCGUGUUGUCACAACGUUGUAACGCACUUCUCUUCUGAUUGCAAAAUAAUCGCAUUAUUUGCAAAAUAUACACAAUUUGAAAAAAUUAGCAAAUUUUGCACAACUUGAUUAACAGGAUUUGAUUCUGCAUGGAGCUGCAACUGGAGAACACAUUCCUGGUGGCAUUUGUGGCCGGUCUGUUUGUGGAAGUGAUUUGCAUGCUCCACUUAAUGGUUGACACUUAUGAUGUAUUCAGCAACCUGCUGGGCAGCAUCAGUGUUUGGUACAAUAGCAACUAAAGCAGUGCACCCACAACAACAAUAACAACACCACCAACAACAACAACAGAGCGUGCUUUCUUCACCUGUUGCAGGUGCAGUAACUGUUAUGGCGAGUAGAAAUCAACGACCAUUCUGGGCCAAUCGCAUGAAGAGCUAUCAAUGCAAGCAGGCCAACAUUAAUCGGCUAAUUAUGAGUUAUUUACUGAGGGAGGGCUACAAGGACGCAUCGCGCUCGUUUCAAGCACAAGCCAAGCUUGAAUCGGGUGCCAAGUUGGACAGUGCGGAGUAUCGAAAUGCAGUGCGAGCUGGUCAAUUGCAGUAUGCCAUGGAGAUGGCCAAGAAACUAUACAAAAAGUUUGAUGCCGACAAUUACAUGUACUUUCACAUGCAGCAGCUGCAACUCUUUGAAAUACUCCGUCAACGGAAGAAAGCUGAAGCAAUCAGCUCGAAUCCUGACGCAGCAGUGAAUCCUUCCCCACCACCAGAGAAGCUAACGGGCACUCCAAUUGCCGACAUCUGGUCGUUGGCAGACAAUAGUGAUCUCGACUCGUCCAUAUUGAAGCUCGAGGAGACCAAGAGCAUGGAGCCUCGCCUGGUGUUCCUUAUCAAGCUUAUUCUUUGGGCCCAGAACAAGCUCGAUAAUGAACAUGUGUGCAUCGAUCACAUGCGACAAAAUUUCGAAAUGGAUAGCGUUGGCGAUUAUGAAAUGGAACUGAUGUGUGCUCUGCAGCACAGCGUUUAGAUCAAUGAGAUGAGGACUAGGCCUGAAAGGCGAUAAUGGUGUCUACUGCAACUAAACAAAUUUAUAUAUUUACAUAAACAUACGAAUACAAAUUUUUUUUGUUUUUUUUUUAGAUGUGCUUAAAUAUAAAUGUUCGAAUUUCUUGAUGUGUA